Messenger RNA from Arabidopsis lyrata subsp. lyrata, 2087 nucleotides. RefSeq names its product cell cycle checkpoint protein RAD17. The coding region runs from base 107 to 1873 and encodes 588 amino acids. Gene Ontology annotation, biological process: DNA damage checkpoint signaling; mitotic DNA replication checkpoint signaling; DNA repair. The transcript has 11 exons. The record is from RefSeq and is a predicted model, not a curated record. Lineage: Eukaryota; Viridiplantae; Streptophyta; Magnoliopsida; Brassicales; Brassicaceae. Gene Ontology annotation, molecular function: chromatin binding.
AGGAUCCGAUUACUCGGAAGUUCCGUUCGUCUUCCAUAAACCCUAUUAAGGCAAUUCGAUUGGGAUAUCUGAAAAGUUUCGGCUACGGCGGCAAAAGGAAAAUUCAAUGCUUGACAAAAAACUACUAUCCCUAGAAGAUGACGAUAACUUAAGGUCAUCGCGUUCUAAUACCAAGUCCAAACCCAGGUCCUCUGCUGCUACCACAACCAAUCCUAGAGCGUCAAAGAGAGCUCGACUUUCGGGUGCGAGUCUUGUAGAUAAGAUUAGAUUGUCUUUCGAAGAUUUUGAUGAAGCUUUAAGCGGCUUCAAGGUCUCUUCUGGUUAUGAAAGGAGCAAGAAUACCGAUUUAUGGGUUGAUAAAUACAGGCCUCGCACCUUGGAAGAGCUUGCUGUUCACAAGAAGAAGGUUGAACAAGUCAAAUUGUGGUUCGAGGAAAGUUUGGAUUUCUCAAAGGAUGGUUUAAGGAAUAAUGUUCUACUAGUCACAGGACAAGCUGGAGUCGGAAAAUCUGCUACCAUCCAUUUGAUUGCGUCUAUCCUUGGAGUCACAGUGUACGAGUGGAACGCUCCUAUUCCUACUAUCUGGCAAGAACAUGUGCACAACUCUAGUUCAGGACUGAAAUACACAUCGAAGCUGGAUGAGUUUGAAAACUUUGUCGAGAGUACUAGGAAAUACGGAGUGAUGGCUUCAUCAAGUACUGAGGGAAUAAAGGCGCCCGUUAUUCUUUUGAUUGAUGACCUUCCUCUAGCCAAUGGGAGGCAUGCUUGUGAAAGGCUGCAAAACUGCUUACUUCUAUUGGUGAGAUCAACGCAGAUUCCAACAGUGAUAUUAAUCACUGACUACGAUAAAGCGGACUCUUCUGACCAGACUGCGCGAAGCAUGGAGGACGCACAGUCAUCUCUUGAGCGAGCAGGAGCUUUAAAGGUCGCUUUCAAUCCUAUCACGAAGAACUCAAUUAAAAAGGCACUUCAGAGAAUAUGCAGGGAAGAGCAUUGUAAGGUAACGACUAUGGAGAUUGAUCAGAUGGCGAGUGCCAGUGGAGGAGACAUCAGACAUGCUAUUACAUCUUUGCAACUCUUCUCCGUUAAGCCAGACCUAAAUCAUACUAAGAUAAAAUCACCACGGCCUGGCAUGGAUGACAGUUAUCAUGGAAACGAGCAGACAAUGUACAGUGGUUUGGAUAGUGGAAUAUCUUCCUGUUUUGGUAGAGAUGAGACCCUUUCGUUGUUUCACGCUCUGGGCAAGUUUCUCCACAACAAAAGAGAGACUGAUAAUGUCAUUGUAUCAGAUUGCAGCAACUCUCUUGUUCAUGACGAAUUUGCGAGGUUGCCACUGAAAAUGGAUGCGCCGGAGAAGGUUCUCAGCCAAGCUCAUGGACAGGCAGGGCGGGUUGUGGAUUUUCUGCAUGAAAAUGUGCUAGAUUUUGUGAGUGAGGGAGCCAUAGAAGAUGCCUGGUGUGUUUCUUCGUAUUUGGCGGAUGCUGAUCUCCUUCUCGCUGAUUUAAGAGGAAAGAUGAGUGGGCAUAACAAAACAGAGGAUGUUCCACAGUCAGCCGGUGCCUCGGUUGCUGUCCGUGGUGUGUUGUAUGGAAACAAGCAGCCAUGUUCAUCCAGAUGGCACGUGAUUCGGAAGCCAAAACUCUGGCAAGUGGAGCAAUCCUCAAUGCAAACAAAGAAGAAUCUGAGAGAGCAGAGGAACAUAAGCUAUGAGGGGUCAAGGGUGGCAGAUAUAUCAGUGAUGGCCACAGAGUAUAGCCCCGUGCUGAAAUGGCUUAGCUACAGGGCAUCUCCAGAUGCGUUUGCAGGAAUGGGCGAAGAGACGGAUGAGGAGGAGAGUGAAAUUUCUGAAGACGAUGAAAUACAAGAUUGGUGACAUGAACCAUCUUUAGUCUCUUACAUGUUAGGUCAGAUGAACUGGUAUGAUUGUUAACAUCAAGGGAAGGAAAACUAAUUGUUCUGGUUACUUGUAAAUAGGAAAGUGACAGUCUUAGUUGGCUGGUCGAGUUGGUUUAGAAGAAACUGAAGGAGAGAUUUUACUUUGACUUUUCUUUGAAGAUAUGAAGCAGAUAAAUAUCUUUUUUUCACCA